Molecule: messenger RNA, 2616 nt
Organism: Cylicostephanus goldi
Lineage: Eukaryota; Metazoa; Nematoda; Chromadorea; Rhabditida; Strongylidae
Source: the annotation of a GenBank genome assembly
AUGAUACUGCCGGAGUCGUUUAUGGAAGUCGUAACAGUCAGGAGAAUUGUGCCCUUGGCAAAAUUAUCUCUUGACUUGAAGAUUGAGUCAUCUGUAGUGGGUGUAGAUCUGGAAGGUAAACCCACUCCCCUGCUCGCAAGCGAAGUAACCCUAGCUGAAAAAGUGCUCAGAAAGGAAACGUGGAGAUUGAGGGAGAGCGGUGACGAGAAAUUCAAUGCCGUUAUAAAUCUGCACAAAUUUGAAUUACAGAAACCCACACAGAAAAGAGAAAUUUGCUUGCCAGAGAAGAUCUGCAUUUCAGCCGCUCCUGUCUAUAUCAAAGCAGAUGCUGUGGAGUCGGAUGUAGUGUGGACGGACCAUCACCUGCUCAAGACCCCUGAUCAGUACACGGUUGGCAAGAAGGUCAUUGCUGCCAACGCUGCGCCAGAAGUAAGGAUGAAGGCGGAGGAAAGUGGAGAUGAAAAGGUUCGACUGGCUGUGGAGCUGCUUGGAACGAAAGGAGGUGUUGAGAUCAGUGCUGUCGAUUGGCCUCUGCCUAACAAGGGUGAAGGUGUUGAAUUUGAGACGGAGGAGUUCGGUGAUGAACAUGCUGUGCUGUAUGGACAGAUCAACAACAAGCAGGCCGCCUAUGGUGAUGCCGACCUUAGCAAAUCUAUUCCUAGAAGCCACACGCUUUCCCUGAAGACCCUCGAAAGCAAAGAAGAGAAUCUGAACAUCUCAAGCGAGUUUGGCGUUCGUCCAGAAACGGAAGUACUCGACAAGCUGAUUCACAUUGCCGUCAAAGGAGACAAUACCACCCUGAGAUGCCUAGAAAGCGGAGAUGAGACCAUAGCCCUCGGACUUGCAUACGACACCUCACAUCAAUCCGAACAGACUUUGAACAAGUGGACAGACAAGCGUUAUGGUGGCGAUUACUACCUAUACACCAAAGCACCAGUAUUCGAAGACCGUAUGGCAACAAUGCUGCUGUCCCAGAAAGUACAACUCGAAAACAUUCACCACAAGCAGAUCCAGAGGGUAAAGUCAGAAAUCAACCUGAGAGUGACUGCAUCGACCACGGAGAACACCACAGCCAACCUUCACUACGACAGAUCGCUGCAGAAGGAGAAGGCGGUUACGAUGAGAUCUUGUCCGAACGUGGGAGAACCCUACAAGUGCAGAUUUGUGGAGAGUCAAGAAGACUUUGCAAACACUUACUACGACUUCACUCUUCCAGCUGCUGCUGGCACGAUUUCCCUAAUCCAGAAGGUCCCGCUCAUAACAGAAGGAGCUAAAUUGAGCUGUGAAGCUGCAGAAGAUGUACAAAUUGAGUCCAACCCGGCCCUUGGCAAAGAAGCUCAGUUCGCGGUUGCCUCUACCCUUGUCAAGGAUACCAACACGAUCCAGCCAGCUGUCUUGAAAGCCAAGGAGAGCACAAUGGAAAGCAUGAACUUCGCCACAAGUUUCAGCAAAUCCGACGAAAAGCUACAGGAUUCGCUCAUUCGCAAAGAGGUUCAUCGCGGAUCCGACAUCACUGUCACUAUGAAAGAAAGCCGCGAGGAGAAGCACACCUUGUAUCAGAAGUACGAGCAGGAGGCGAUGAAGGAAGCUGUGGAGGUGACAAGGUCCGUGGCCUGGUUUGGAGGACGGUUCCUGCUCAAUACCGACGCUUCGGAAGAACACGAGAUCAGUGCAACGAGGGAGAUGGAGAAGAAGCGAGAAGCAGUGGUUCAUUGCGAGCAGAAGACUGUACUUGCCCACAGGGCCGAGCCCCAACAGCUGACCACCAAAGCUGCUGGAAGCGAAAAUGUCAACGUCGAACAUGAUGGAAAGCACGAGAGCGCUAGCUACACGAUAGCAAAGAAGCUCACCGCUUCAAACACAGAAAGUGCUAUGAUGAGAGUGGAAGAGAGCGCGGAAAGCAUAGAACACAUCUAUCCAAUCUUUACUAGACCAAACGAUAAGUUCGAUUUAGAUCGGACCAUGCAGAUCGCACGCGACGGAGGAGUACAGACGCUCAACACGAAGGCCGCCGAGGACAAUGCGGAGACGUUCACUGCCGAUCUGGUCAAACCUAUCGUCAAGGAUUUGCACACACAAUUCAGCACCACAAUCGCUAACACCAUUGCACCAGCACAAUUGCACGCUUAUUCGACUAAAACUACAGAUUUGGUGGUCAGCCAGAAUCUGAUGCGUAGCGCUCAGCAGUUGUCGGAGAAGAGGACCUUCACAGCUGCUAACAAAGGACUUCCCGCAGCCUUUACGGCUACGGAAACUACAGAGAAGCAUAUAACUUCAGCCAUCAUUCUCAGAAGAGACGAUAGCCAUCACAGCGAAUCUAUCCUAGUCAAGGAUAAGCGCUACGGAGGAGCUGCCGAGCUGUCCGCGAAGUACACCACCGAAGUCAGCUCAACAAUGAGCGGCACCCUGCUUUGCCCCCGUCCUACCAACCUUUCUGCUCAAAAAAUUAUUGUCAUUGGUAACGGCAUUGGCCCAAUCAAACUCACUACCUAUGCUAGCUCAACCGAGCAACGUUUGGUGGACACUACCUGGAACCGAGAAAGUGCUCAAUACACUAUAGCGAAGAAGCUAUCCGCACCGAACACCGACCACAGUUCAAUCACGGUGAGAGAAGCU